AUGAGUGGAGGUGAGGAGAAAAGAAAAUCUAGAAAGCGUAGCCAAAGUUGUGAAGGAAGCUCUGGAGGUUCAAGAACAUCAAGCAGUUCUAGUAGCAAUAGCCCAGUAAGGAAAAAAUCAAGAACUUCUAAAUCCAAAAAGAGGAGAUCUAAGAGACAUUCUUCCACAGAAAGCAGCAGCAGUAAUGAAUCUUCUGACUCAGAAACAAACAAGAAAACACACAAGAAAGCUAAGGGGAAAGAGGAAAAGAAGACGCAUCAGGGUAAGAAGAGGAGAAAAAAGAAAGACAAAAGAAACAAAGAAAAGAAGUCCAAAUUAGCUGUGAACCAAGAGAAAUAUGGCAAAUAUGGAAUCUUGGUGGACAGUGACAUGUUCAACAAACAACAAGAAUUUUAUCUGUGGCUACAAGAAGUGAAGAAAAUCAAUCCUGAAGUCUUUCCCAGAUUUGAGAUGAAGAAAAUGUUUGAAACCUUUGCAGAGGACUACAACACUGUUACACUGCCACAUAAAAAAUUUUAUGACCUGGAAAAGUGGGAAGCCAAACAGAGAAAAAAGGGAAGGCUAAAGGCUCUCAAAAAAGCACAAAGGCAGCAGCUGUCCAUUGAAAAUGAUGAACUCCGACAUAAAUCCCUACACUCUGGACCAACAAGACCUGGAAUGAGCAAGAACGAUUUGCUUGAAAUGCAACGAAUUAUGAGAGAGAGACAACAGGAGGACUACAAGAAAAAGGCUGGCAUGAAACUUGAUGAAACCAAGGGUGUACGAUAUCAGACAAUCCAGUAACAGCUCAGUUUUUAAUAAAAAUUAUAUCAUACAUGUAUACACUACCUUAUUUUUAUGCCUGUGAGGAUGUCUUGAUGUAGAAAUUUAAAAACAUCCAUUCACCUAACUUAAGCUAAUGAUGGCCAAAAAGGCAACUACAGUUUCAUUGUCACUACCCAGUCGUCUUCUAUACAUGUAGGUAAACAAUGCUGUACUUUUCUUUUAAACCAUAUACAUGUAGUUUAUUUCAGUGAUGGAAUUAACAGGCAGUAAUCAGACAUUUGUCUGACCAAGUUAUGAAAUUGUCCUGGAACUAAUAUUACAUUAAGAUUGGACAUCAUAGGCUUGCCGAGCACCAAAAUGACUCAGCUUGAAUUGGGUAGCAAGAAGGAUGUUAACAUGUUAGCAGAAUUCAUCUGUUUCAUCAGCACUGUAUCACAGAACUAACUACAUGUACAUGUACAUUCAAACUCACAAAGUAAGUUACUGGUAGCCUUGUUAGCCUAAUGACUGACUAGAAUUUUCAUUGUUACAGAGGGUCUCCAUGUGUAUCUAAUUGAUUAAAGUUACAGUUUCUAAUGGCAAUCUUUUUGCCUGACUAAAUUUUGCUCAAGUAAGAAAAGUUUGAGUUUUUGGACCUGAUAUUGGAGAGAUAUACAGAACAGGAUAUUCAACUAUUAAAAAGAAGUGGUUUAGGUCAAGGAAGUGAUGGAUUAAAGUUUGUAGCCAUAAUGAAUUUCACUAUGUUUUGGAAUGUAGUUACCAGUCCCUUCAUAAUACUUGUAAUUUUGUUUAUAUAUUUAAUAAUAUUUUGUACAAAAUAAAAUACCAUAAAAACUAAUAAAAAGUGAAAAAUCUAAUGCAGGACCACUUUCCACAUUUGAUUGUAAAUAUAGUAGCAUUUAACUACUGCAAACAUGUAAAUACUAUAAGAAUAAACAAUGUGCCAGAGAUCCGUGUUAUUACUUUA
Molecule: messenger RNA, 1732 nt
Organism: Orbicella faveolata
Lineage: Eukaryota; Metazoa; Cnidaria; Anthozoa; Scleractinia; Merulinidae
Source: RefSeq, a predicted model, not a curated record